AUGUCUUCAAGUACACAUCAAUAUAUUUUAUACUUUGUUGGUACACUUAUUUUAAUCCAUUCUGGUUAUUCAUCAUUUGAAUUUCAUAAAAUUUCAACUCAUUAUCAUACUGAUUAUCGAUUGCCUCCCUUGGAUAUAAUACUAGAAUCAGUAAUUGGGAUUAUUUUAUUACUAAUUGGUUCAAUUGUUUCUAUUCAGAAUCAACCGUUUUUAUCUAUUAAUAAAGACACGCAUAAUAAGAUUAUCAAAAAUGAUUCUAAAUAUUUGAAAUUUAUUGAGAUGAAAGAUGCUGUACAAUUGAGUGAAAAAGUUGGAAUCACUGAUUAUGAAGAAUACACUAGUAGAGCUUGCUUUAUAGAUAUUAAUCAGAAAAGAAAGGAAUAUAAUGAUUGGCUUGAAAAGGAAUAG
Messenger RNA from Candida dubliniensis CD36, 408 nucleotides. RefSeq lists its product as uncharacterized. The transcript has a single exon. Gene Ontology annotation, cellular component: EMC complex. Gene Ontology annotation, biological process: protein folding in endoplasmic reticulum. The record is from RefSeq and is a predicted model, not a curated record. Lineage: Eukaryota; Fungi; Ascomycota; Pichiomycetes; Serinales; Debaryomycetaceae. Bases 1 to 408 code for a protein of 135 amino acids.